UUGUCUGAAGAAGUCUGAACAGGAAAUGAUUCAUCCUCAUUCAACACUCUAAAACCCUAGUUAGCUGCUUGAACCCUUCUCUCAAUUUAAACUCCUAUCUCCUCCUUCUUCAGUGCUCACUCCCCUUAAACCCUAGCCGAAUCGCAUCCCUCUCUCUCAGUGGAAAAAAUGCCGCUCGGGGAAAUGGUAGGGGACAAGAGUGACUCGCGCUACUGCGGAGUCGAGGCAGAAUUCAUGGAUAACAUGCCUCAACUUCUAUAUAUCAAUAUAAAUGGAGGUUUCGACUUUGUUGCUGCUCCCUUGAUGGAUCCCAGUUAUAGGCCUAGCUUAAUGGACUGUACCAAUGGGAUCCCUGUUCCACCAUUUGCUGGUUCAGACUUAGUCUUGAGUCCUUCUCAGUGGAGCGGUCAUGUUGUUGGAAAAAUUAGCUCAUGGAUUGAUUUGGAUUCAGAAGAUGAGACACUUCGAAGUGACUCUGAAAUCACAAUUAAACAGGAAAUAGCAUGGGCCUCACAUCUGUCUUUGCAGGCAUGUCUUCUUCCUACCCCUAAAGGAGUAUCAUGUGCUAAUUAUGCAAGAUGUGUUAAUGAGAUAUUACAGAAUCUCAAUACUAUGCAGCUAUGGCUCAGAAUACCACUUGAGAAAUCUGACGAAGAUGCCGGGGAUUCAAAUUCUAAUCAUACGACUGAAGGAUUGGUUGAUGCUUGGGAAUUAUGGAAUUCAUUUCGCCUUCUCUGUGAACAUCACAGUCAGUUGUCAAUUGCUCUUGAUGUCUGGAGUUCUCUACCUUCAAUAAAUUCAGUUGAACGUUGGUUUGGGGAGCCUGUCAAAGCAGCCAUUGUUCAUACUGAUUCUUUUCUAACCAAUGCCAAAGGUUAUCCAUGCCUUUCUAAAAGGCACCAAAAGCUAGUCAAUGAAUUAUUCAACCAUUCAAUACAGGUAAUAAUUUCUGGAAAUCCUGUCCUUGAUGUUCCACUGGCAGCCUCUAACACAGCCACUGGUACUAUAAGACAUCCUUUACGUCCAUAUUUGGAUUACAUAGGUUAUAUGUAUCAAAAGAUGGAUCCUAUUCCAGAACAAGAACGCUUUGAGCUUGGUUACAGAGAUUUUUUGCAGUCGCCAUUACAACCUCUUAUGGAUAAUUUGGAGGCACAAACAUAUGAAACAUUUGAAAAAGAUACGGUCAAAUAUACUCAGUAUCAAAAAGCAGUUGCCAAGGCUUUAUUGGAUAGGGUCCCUGAUGAAGACACAUCAACUGUUACAACGGUACUAAUGGUUGUUGGAGCUGGACGAGGACCUCUUGUUAGGGCAUCAUUACAGGCAGCUGAAGAAACAGGACGAAAGUUGAAAGUUUAUGCAGUGGAAAAAAAUCCAAAUGCAGUUGUUACUCUGCAUAGCUUGGUCAAGUUGGAAGGCUGGGAAAAGUUAGUAACUAUUGUUUCUAGUGAUAUGCGGUGUUGGAAUGCACCAGAGAAAGCAGACAUUUUGGUUAGUGAAUUGCUGGGGUCUUUUGGUGAUAAUGAACUAUCACCAGAGUGUCUUGAUGGGGCACAAAGAUUCUUAAAAGAGGACGGAAUAUCAAUUCCUUCAUCGUAUACAAGUUUUAUCCAACCAAUAACAACAUCAAAGCUGUACAAUGAUGUAAAACUCCAUAAAGAUCUUGCUCACUUUGAAACUGCAUAUGUUGUUAAACUUCACCGUGUUGCUAGGCUUGCUCCUACAAAGCCUGUCUUUACAUUUGAUCAUCCAAACAUCUCAACUAAUAAAAGCAAUCAGAGGUACAUAAAACUUCGUUUUGAGAUACCCCCUGAUACUGGUUCAGCCCUAGUUCAUGGAUUGGCAGGUUAUUUUGAUGCAGUGCUGUACAAAGAUGUCCAUCUUGGCAUUGAACCUUCAACAGCUACACCUAACAUGUUCAGCUGGUUUCCAAUAUUUUUCCCGUUGAGGCAGCCUGUUCUUGUAGCUCCAGGAUCCCCUUUCGAAGUCCACUUUUGGCGUAGAUGUUCUACCAAGGUUUGGUAUGAAUGGUGUGUGACUUCUCCAACUUCAUCUGCGGUUCAUAACAGCAGCGGUCGCUCGUACUGGGUUGGUCUCUAGGAUCCCAUCCUUUUAUAGGGGGCAGAGAGGCCAGUUUAUUCUGUGAAGGCAAUUUUCUAGAGGUGGUGCUUUACAGUUCUAUCUAUAUAGAGAGCUAUGGUGGUGGAGAAUGGACUUGUCUUGGAUAUUAUAAAGUGGUGCCAACUGGCAUACAGCGUCGAAGUGUCUUCUGCCACAUCAUCAACAAAAGUUAUCCAGACACUAUUUUUCUUUAAUUAAUUAGAAUUAUACUUCUUUCUUAAUAUUCAUCAUUUUUAAUCCCUAGUAAGUAGAAUUCUAUUUUGCAGCAAUAUAUAUUAUCUUUUUGGGGGGCAAAAAGUGUUCUCUAUAAAUGAUCAACAAAUUUUGUUACCU
Impatiens glandulifera is the source of this 2451-nucleotide messenger RNA. Its product is annotated as protein arginine N-methyltransferase 1.5. Gene Ontology annotation, biological process: peptidyl-arginine N-methylation; regulation of DNA-templated transcription. The coding region runs from base 169 to 2097 and encodes 642 amino acids. NCBI's taxonomy places the organism in Eukaryota, Viridiplantae, Streptophyta, Magnoliopsida, Ericales, Balsaminaceae. Gene Ontology annotation, cellular component: cytosol; nucleus. The transcript is spliced from 23 exons. The record is from RefSeq and is a predicted model, not a curated record.